Ipomoea triloba (trilobed morning glory) is the source of this 817-nucleotide messenger RNA. RefSeq lists its product as uncharacterized. The transcript has 5 exons. Gene Ontology annotation, cellular component: ESCRT I complex. The coding region runs from base 66 to 659 and encodes 197 amino acids. Gene Ontology annotation, biological process: ubiquitin-dependent protein catabolic process via the multivesicular body sorting pathway. NCBI's taxonomy places the organism in Eukaryota, Viridiplantae, Streptophyta, Magnoliopsida, Solanales, Convolvulaceae. The record is from RefSeq and is a predicted model, not a curated record. Gene Ontology annotation, molecular function: ubiquitin binding.
GGUGCACCGCAGUAUAAGCAUUUGCACUUCCUUCCCUUUUCUCCAAGUUUGUUUUCGCUUGAAUUAUGGCCUUCCCGCCGUCUUCCACUGCACCGCCUCCACAACCCGCCCAACCUCAUCGCCCCUCCGCCCUCUACCCUAGGAUCAGUCAAUUCUCGGCCAACCCCAUUGCUGCCGGUAACCCCACUAUUUCUCCUUCAUCUACUGUUGGAAUCGGCAUCAGAGUUGCAUUGAAACCGGAGUAUCGGAUGACACCUCUGCCUCAUUUGUCCCCACAACUUGAAGAUGUCCCUCGAAGUGUUUUCAACUUUGAAUUUGAUGUAGAGAGAAAGAUUUUGGCUGAAGCAAAGAAGGAUAACCCAAAUUGUAGUGAGCUUACUCUGGGAAAUAUUCCUCAGGAAAGAACAGACCAAACUGAUCCAGGUUCCUCUGAAGAUCCCAUUGUGAAUACAUACAUUGCGUCUGGCCUGAAUAGAGAAGCUGUGCCUCUUGCAGUUGCAAAUUACGGAGACAAUCCAACCAAGGUGAAGGAAUUUGUUGAGCAGUAUAGUCGGGUGAAAGAUAUGGGAUUCUCAUCGAAUGAUGUAGCUGAGUCCUUGCUCUUAUUUCACAAUGAUAUCGAUCAGGCUUUGCAACACCUGCUUAGCCAUCCGUCCUAAUCAUGUUGGGAGGUCCACAAAUUUGUGCACCCACCUUCAAUAUACAUAUUUAGAGAGGCUAGAGGCUAAGCACUGUCCAUUUUUUGUCCAUAAUAGGGUUGACUCACGUUAAAUAGCUGGUAUUUGGACAUGUGAUUACUUUGUUUUGUAUUUGAUUG